GUUGGUUUGGUUCAAGCUUGUCCCACUAGGCUCGCCGUAGUCGCCAGCAGCACGACUCGCCUCCCACUCAGAACUCUUUGGACUGACAGCAUCAGUGAGUCCGUGUGAGUCCGGACUUUAAACUUCAGAUUUUAAACUAAUGCUCAGGCUGUGGUGAGUUCACGGUCCCUCUCCAGCAGCGUGGACAUGGCUUCGUUGCGUUCAAAGGUCCGGAUGUUGCUGCUGGUUCUUGUUGUUCUGGCUGGAGCUGAAGUGAAAGCGAAACUUUUUGGAGAUAACUCGGCCUGUGAGUCCGAUAACAGCGCGCUCAGCCUGAGAUCCAGUCAGCCCUCCUGGGCAGCCGGGCCGGAGCCUGGAGACCGCGCAGAGGCGUUCACUGUCCGGACUCUGGAUGGAGAGUUCUCCUACAAGCCGGGCACCCUGCGGGGACCUCUCAUCAUCCACGCCUUCACCAACAAGUCAGGCUUCCUGGAGUGCAUGUGGAGCUCCGAGUCGUCUCUGACCAGCCUGGUGCAGGACCUGCCCGACAGCACCCAGGUCCUGUUUCUGUCCCUGGACGACUCUGCGGUCAGUGAUGCUCUGUGGAUGCGGGACCAGGUGCACAGGGUCGCCGUGCAGCACAGUAAGACGGAGAUUCUGUCCAGGCUGCACUUCUGUCCGGUGUCGAUCUUCUAUCUGGGUAACUGGAUACCGAGUGUGUUUUACCACUGGAGCUCAGGCAGCCGCAUCUCCCAGGCUGUUUUCACCUCCGAGGGGUGGAAGCUGCCUCUGAUCGUCAAGAGACUAGAUGCCAGGUACAAAUUGCUCAAGAAGCGCUGGGAACAAAGCUCGUAUCAGCUGGUGGACGCAGGCGACGGGUGUGAUUCUUCGCCUUCAGUGACGGGCGCUGUGGCCUGGGUGUCUGAGGGCAACUGCUCCUUCUUCACUAAGAUGCAGAACAUGGCCAAACACAACGCCUCCGGUGUCCUUGUCUACGCUCUCCCCGGAAACCCGAUCCAGGAUCUGAACUGUGACGAAGAUGACUGCAACACAACGGUGAGCAUCCCUGCCUCCAUGGUGCAUCUGGAGGAUUCAGUCGUUCAGGGGCUCCAGUCUGGACAGCCGGUGUAUGUCACCUUCCAGUCAACCCCAUUCCCGCGCCUCUUCUUCAGCAUUGACCAUCAGGGUUUGCUGGCAGAGAUGGGCUUGUUUCUUUACCCCUCGUUCAGCUUCGUCAACUGGCAGGCACAGUGGUUUGAUUUCCACGCCGAUCUCCUGACCAAACUUCAAAAUGCCGCAAAGGUUGUUCCUGUUUUUGACAAAGUCCGAAUGCAGGGGGCAAAAGGAGCGGUGGCAACAGUCGACAUGCCGCCAGGCUUGUCGGACUUUAACGUGCUGGAGCUCGAUGCGUCCCUGUCCUGUCCAGAGAAGAGAGACUUGUCCUGCGCUCACUGGGAUCACACGAUGCAGCUGUUCAUCUGCUGCGAUCAUCUCGGCCCGUACUGCAACAUGGAGCUGGGCCGAUGGAUCACUGCCUACCGCAGAGGUAUUGGGCACUGGCUGACAGACGUGUCCCCUCUGCUCCCACUGCUGGACAGCAACAGAUGCACCUUGACCAUGAAAACGGUGCCGUGGGCGAUGCCGUGGAUCGUCUCCCUCAACCUGAGAUUCAGUAUCGGCAAUCAGACAGGUAACGAUGAACAGUUGCUCCACCCCUUCAGAGUGAUGUCACUGUACGGCGGAGGAACCUUCAACAGAAGAUACAACAAGAGAUACCAGCCGAUCAACUUCACCAUCCCUGCGUCGGUUAAGAAGGUGGAGCUGUACGCCGUCAUCACAGGCCACGGCAGCGACAACAACCACUGUGGAGAGUUCUGUGUCACCUCUCAUCACUUCCUGUUCAACAGUGUUUUUAACAACACCCUCAAAUUCGAAUCUGCAGGAUCAGCUUUGGGCUGCACCACGCUGGUCAAAGAGGGAGCGGUACCAAACGAAUACGGCACAUGGCUGUACGGGCGAGCAGGCUGGUGUUGUGGACUACAAGUCAACCCCUGGAGGGUCGACAUCACCAAACAGCUGAACAUGAGAAAGUCUGAACUGAACACCGUCGUCUACUUCGGCUUGUACGAAGGGCAGGAUCCUAAUCCAACCAAAGAGACCGGAUACGUGAUCAUGUCUUCUUUUCUUGUCUUUUACAAAUGAUGCCACUCUACAGUUUGAACCGAUGCGAAUGAAUUAAUAUGUCACUGAGUGUACAAUCAUGCCAAAGAUUAAAUUUUUAUUUUCCUA
Larimichthys crocea (large yellow croaker) is the source of this 2268-nucleotide messenger RNA. RefSeq lists its product as uncharacterized. Gene Ontology annotation, molecular function: oxidoreductase activity, acting on paired donors, with incorporation or reduction of molecular oxygen, reduced ascorbate as one donor, and incorporation of one atom of oxygen. NCBI's taxonomy places the organism in Eukaryota, Metazoa, Chordata, Actinopteri, Sciaenidae. Bases 187 to 2181 code for a protein of 664 amino acids. The record is from RefSeq and is a predicted model, not a curated record. The transcript has 12 exons.